Messenger RNA from Trichomonas vaginalis G3, 1587 nucleotides. Its product is annotated as chaperonin subunit zeta CCTzeta. Bases 1 to 1587 code for a protein of 528 amino acids. The transcript has a single exon. Gene Ontology annotation, molecular function: ATP-dependent protein folding chaperone; ATP binding; ATP hydrolysis activity. Lineage: Eukaryota; Parabasalia; Trichomonadida; Trichomonadidae. Gene Ontology annotation, biological process: protein folding. Gene Ontology annotation, cellular component: chaperonin-containing T-complex. The record is from RefSeq and is a predicted model, not a curated record.
AUGGCCGCUGUUUCUCAGCUUAACUCACAGGCAGAACUUUACCGCCACAACCAGGCUCUCUCAAUGAACCUCAAUGCCUCACAUUCACUUGCUGACAUUCUUAAAACAAAUCUCGGCCCCUGCGGCACAUUAAAGAUGCUCGUCGGUGGUGCUGGUGAUGUUCAGCUCACAAAGGACGGCACAGUUCUUCUCAAGAACCUUACAAUCAUUCAUCCAACAGCUAUCAUGAUUUCUCGUGCAGCUGCCGCUCAAGAUGAAAAUACAGGUGAUGGCACAACAUCAACAAUCAUUUUAAUCGAUGCUAUGCUCAAGCAAUGCGAACGCCGUCUUGCCGAAGGUGUCCAUCCACGUGUUCUUACAACAGGUCUUGAAGAUGCACGUGAUGAGGCCCUCCGCUUCAUCGAGAAGUUCAAGACAACACCAAAGGUUGAUCGCGACUUCCUCCUCAACGUUGCUCGCACAUCCCUCUGCACAAAGCUUCCACCAGAACUCAUUGAUCAGUUAACAGAGAUUGUUACAGAUGCUGUCCUCGCAAUCAAGCGCGAUGGCGAGAAGGUCAACCUCUUCAUGGUUGAGCAGCUCACAAUGAUGUCAAAGCUCGCAUCUGAUACAGCUCUUAUCCGCGGUCUUGUUCUCGACCACGGUUUCCGCCACCCAUCAAUGAAGCGUGAUAUGCACAACGUUUACAUUCUUACAUGCAACGUUUCUCUUGAAUUCGAAAAUACCGAAGUUAAUACACAAUUCGCUUCCAACGCUGCUGACAUGCGUGAGAAGAUGGCCGAAGCCGAGCGCAAGUUCGUUGAUGCCAAGGUCCAGAAGAUCAUUGACCUCAAGAACAAGGUUUGCACAAAUGGCGAAGAUUUCUUAGUUGCAAACAUGAAGGGUAUCGAUCUUCCAUCCCUCGAGAAGCUCCAGCGCGCUGGCAUCUCCGCUGUCCGCCGUGCCAAGCUACGUAACAUGGAACGUCUUACACUUGCAUGCGGUGGUCGCCAGAUGAACUCCGUCGAGAACCUCGAACCAGACUGCCUCGGCUGGGCUGGCCACGUCUACGAAACAAUCGUUGGCGAAGACCACUGGACAUUCAUCGAGGACGUCAAGGCACCACGUUCUGUUACAAUUCUCAUGCGCGGUCCAAACAACCAUACACUCAAGCAGAUGCAGGAUGCCGUUCGUGAUGGUCUCCGUGCCGUCAACAACGCUAUCGAAGAUGCCUGCGCCAUCGCCGGUGCUGGUGCUUUCGAAGCUGCCCUCUGCGCUCAUCUCCACGAAUACAAGAAGUCAGUCUCUGGAAAGAACAGACUCGGUAUCGAGGCAUUCGCUGAAGCUCUCCUCGAAAUUCCACGUGUUCUCGCUCAGAACGCUGGCCACGACGCUGUUGACUGCCUCGUAGCUCUCCAGGCUGCCGCUGAUAAGGGUGAAGUUAAGGGUAUCGAUCUCGAAACAGGUGAACUCCUCGACCCGAAGGAGAAGGGAAUCUGGGAUAACUACUCAGUUAAGAGACAACAACUUCAGUCAGCCCCACUCGUCGCAACUCAGCUCCUCCUUGUCGAUGAAGUUUUGAGAGCAGGUGUUCAGAUGCGCAAGUAA